AUGCAUGCACACCGCUCAGACGAACCGUCUGGUGAGACGCAGGAGAACCCUAGGCAGGAAGCACACCAUAGUCCUAGUGAUCUCUCAGUGCCGGCAAUCCACCAAGAUCGCAUAAGGAGAGCCUCAAACGCCAUUCCAGAAAGCCCACCCCAGCCAACAAAGGAAAGAAUUAAGUGGCCCAAAAUGAGUGAAGGGAAGGGGUGGUCCAUGUUAGAUGAAGAUCUAGACAGAGUGCUCGGAGCAGUUCAAGCAGGAUCAGCGGAAAGGAAGGUGGAUUUACUGACAGCCAUCACCUACAAUUUGGCAAAGGAACGGUUUGGAACAGUGCCAAGGAGAGAGAAUAAAGCAAGACCAGAAAAGCAGGAAAACAGAAGAGAAAGAAAGAUCAAACAACUUAGGAAGGAGAUCAAAACCCUGAGGAAACAAUUCAAACUGGCAAGCACAGGAGAAAAGGAAGGAAUAAAAGAGCUUACAUCCAGCCUCCGUGAGCAGCUCAUAAGAACAAGAAGAGCUGAGAGGUUCAAGCAGAGGCGGAAGAAGCAGGAAGCUGCUCGAGCCCAGUUUAUAAAGGACCCUUACCGCUUCACCAAAUCACUUCUGGGAGAGGCGAGGUCUGGGACUCUAACAAGUUCCAAGGAGGUGGUGGAGCAGUCUGUUGAGGAGGUGUUCAGUGACCCUACAAGAGACGAUGCCCUGGAAGGAAAUCAUGGGCUUAUUAACAUCGACCCACCUACUAUAUCCCUCAGCACAGAGUGUCCAUCAUGGAGAGAGGUUCAAGAGGUAGUCAAGCACGCAAGAUCAUCUUCUGCUCCAGGUCCCAGCGGUAUACCGUACAAAGUAUACAAAAAAUGCCCCAAGCUCCUCCGAAGGUUAUGGAAGCUUAUGCGGGUAAUUUGGUCCAAGGGAACCAUUCCAACAAGCUGGAGAAGGGCAGAAGGGUGCUUUGUGCCCAAAGAACAGGGAUCCACACAGAUCAGCCAGUUCCGAACUAUCUCCCUACUUAGUGUGGAGGGAAAAAUUUUCUUUGCUGUGCUUGCGAAGAGAAUGAGCGCUUACAUGACCCAGAAUGGAUAUAUUAACACCUCUAUCCAGAAGGGUGGUGUUGAAGGGUUCUCCGGGUGCUUGGAGCAUACAGGGGUCCUCAGCCAACUCAUCCAAGAAGCAAAGGAGAAGAAAGGCAGCCUAACAGUUGUCUGGCUUGACUUUGCAAAUGCAUAUGGGUCUAUUCCCCAUAAGUUGAUCCAAGUUGCUUUGGACUACUACCACAUCCCACAUAACAUCCAGGGCAUGAUCACCAGUUACCUGAGAGACAUCAAGCUACGAUUCCAGUCUGCCAAGUUUACAACAAAGUGGCAGCCAGUGGAGAAGGGGAUAGUGACAGGAUGCACAAUCUCUCCCAUCUUGUUCAUCAUGGGAAUGAACCUGAUCAUCUCUGCAGCGAGUACAAAGUCAAGAGGACCGAAGACCGCAGCAGGAUGUCAACAGCCAGCAAUCAGGGCAUUCAUGGAUGACCUUACCGUGAUAACACCAACUCACGUGCAGGCAAGAUGGGUCCUGGCAGAAUUGGAUCGUAUGGCCACUUGGGCAAAGAUGGUCUUCAAGCCAAAAAAAUCAAGGAGCCUGGUGAUCCAAAAGGGCAAAACAACUGGAAAGUUCAAGCUACUUGUUCAAGGGGAAGUGAUCCCGAACAUCCAGGGGAACCCAAUUAGAUGCCUUGGAAAGUGGUAUGAUGAUUCCCUGUCAGACAGGAACAGCAUCUCCAGCACAGGAAAGCAGGUUGAAGAAUGGCUGAAAAAGAUUGACAAGUCUGGCCUGCCUGGGAAAUACAAGUGCUGGAUCUACCAACAUGGCCUGCUCCCGAGACUCAUGUGGUUUCUCACGGUAUACGAGGUACUUCUAUCAACUGUUGAAAAUAUGGAGAGGAAGUUCAACAAGCACCUUAGAAAAUGGUUGGGAAUACCCCCGAGCUUUACAUCCUUGGGGCUCUACAUAAAGUCGGGCCAGCUCCAGCUUCCCCUGUCUUCAGUGGUGGAGGAGUUUAAAGUCGCCAAAUGCAGACAGUCCCUGACAUAUAGGGACUCUCAAGACCAACUCACCAGGGAAGCAGGAGUAAGAACAAGAUCUGGCCGUAAGUGGGCCGCCAGCACGGCAAUUACCCAGGCAGAAUGUUCUCUCAUGACCAAAGAUAUAAUCGGAAACCCUUGCACUGGAAGACAGGGUCUAGGAACCGCACAUUUCCAGCAGUGGUCAAAGUCCACCCCUAGGGAGAAGAGAACCAUGAUCCAGGAUGAAGUCCGAAACUUUGAGGAAGAAGGGAGAAGAGCAAAAUCCAUCGAGCUCGCAACCCAAGGCGCCUGGACGAGGUGGAACCUCCCCAAGAGGACAAUCACAUGGAGUGAAUUGUGGCGGAUGGAACCCUUCCGUAUAUCCUUUCUACUCCGAGCAGUGUACGACACCUUACCAACCCCAGUCAAUUUGCAUAGGUGGAGGAUGAGGGAGGACCCAUUGUGCAGGUUGUGUGGCGGGAAAGGAACAACGGCGCACAUUCUGUCAGGGUGUAAGACCGCAUUGACACAGGGGAGAUACAGGUGGCGCCAUGACAAGGUGUUGGCAGUGCUUGCAGACAUUCUGGAGCAAGAAAGGAGGAAGAAACAACCAGCCAAACCAAGACCACUGCUGAGCACCCUCGGCUUUGUGAAAGAGGGCCAAAGACCUGUCAUCCACAGCCAAGCCAGGCAGAAUCUCCUGCAGUCAGCCCAGGGAUGGGAAAUGGAGGUUGAUCUGGGGAGGAAACUCCACUUCCCAGAGGUGGUGUUGUCCACAACGCUAAGGCCGGACAUCAUCAUGUGGUCUCCAGAGGGAAAGAAGAUCAUUCUGGUGGAGUUGACGGUCCCAUGGGAGGAGGGCUGUGAAGAAGCUGCAGAAAGGAAAAAAGCCAAAUACCAGCAACUUGUUCAAGACUGCCGGGACAAAGGGUGGACGGCGUGGCUGAUGACGGUGGAAGUCGGAUGUCGGGGAUUCCCCGCGCAAUCUGCAUGGAAUUUAUUAACAAAGGUUGGAUUGAGGGGCCACUUAAGGAAAGCAGCCAUUCGUAGGCUGGGAGAAGCGUCAGAGAGAGCCUCCUGUUGGCUCUGGCACAAGAGAGAGGACAUAAGCUGGAAGCCUGGAAGAGAGGGGCAGUGA
Rhinichthys klamathensis goyatoka is the source of this 3183-nucleotide messenger RNA. RefSeq lists its product as uncharacterized. The record is from RefSeq and is a predicted model, not a curated record. Bases 1 to 3183 code for a protein of 1060 amino acids. The transcript has a single exon. Lineage: Eukaryota; Metazoa; Chordata; Actinopteri; Cypriniformes; Leuciscidae.